UCGUUCUAUGAUUUCGAUCAUUCGAAUUGGGAGGAAAGAGAAAACGGGAGGAUCCCGACAUAUUUGAUCGAGGCCGAUAGGCGACUGAUUGAUCCAGUGACCGUUCCGUCCACCGAUGAAGGCUUCCAUCAAGCUCCGGGAGGAUCGGCCGCCCUUGGUGCGCGCCAAGGUCCCCGUCGGCGUCCUCGGCCUACCCUUCAUCUCCGGCGUCACCGCCGCCGCCCGCGAGCUCCGCCUUGACCUCGCCACUGGCUUCCGCGCCGGCCCCUCCCUCCGCCUCUCCUACCGCCCUAACGACGCCCUCAACCCCUUCUCCCUUGUCAUCAAGACCGGCGUCGGCGACCUCGGCUCCCCAUCCUCCGGUUCCCCACUCUCCAUGGCCGUCGAGUUGGGCCUCCUCGGUGGUUCCUGCCCCACCUUCUCCCUCCUCCUCAAGCCCCGGCUCGGAGAUUUCUCUUUCCGGAAGUCCGUCUCCGCUGUCGUAUCGGGCACCCCCCAUGCCGUGGCUGUCAAGGUCGCGCAAGUUAGCGACGGUCACGGGAUCGGGCCGCCGAUCGUGGAGUUCCGCCCGGAUAACGCGAUCCACCUAGGGAGAAGGUUCGGUAACUUCCCCGUCGACGUCUCCGCCUUCACCGCGGGCAGCGGAGGGGGGAUCGAUGGGCUCCUCUCCGGGUUCGAGGUCAGCGCCAGGAGCGUCCUACCGCUUCGCAACCGCACGGCCGUCGAGUUCAAGUGGGGGCUGAGAGUUCCGCCGGAGCUCCGCACGGCAUUUGAUGAUCCAGCGGCCGGGAUCUGUCUGACCGAGCUGCCGUGCCUCGUGAUGAGUAAAAUCUCCAUCGAACGGUUGCCAUACGACAGAAAGGCGAAGGAGAAGAGGCCUGCUGGAAGCGCUGACGCGACAGAUUCGUGUGCGUCAGUGAGGCGCGAGGUGGAAGCGCUGCAGGCUCAGAGCGCCCUGCUUAGUAGCUCCGUUGAGGGGCUCCGGGCAGACAUCGGCGGCUGGAAGCUUGCUCCGGUAUUUUCACCGGUGGCGUGGAAGAGGGAACAAAGGAGUAACGGGAAGUUGUUUGAGGGCAGGACUGAAUAGCCAAUGCAGCCUCAUCUCCAUGAACAUGGCAAACUGAGGAAGGCGCUGAAGGUUUGCUUCUUAUCUUUGUAAGUUGGUGAUGAAGCUGCAGAAAACAAAUGUCUGAUAGCUAAUAUGAUCUGAUUGCUUUGACAUACUCGUGGUAGAAGCUUCUGUCAUGGAAUGUUUCUGAGAACAAGAUCCAAGAACAU
Messenger RNA from Musa acuminata subsp. malaccensis (wild Malaysian banana), 1278 nucleotides. RefSeq lists its product as uncharacterized. Lineage: Eukaryota; Viridiplantae; Streptophyta; Magnoliopsida; Zingiberales; Musaceae. The record is from RefSeq and is a predicted model, not a curated record.